Molecule: messenger RNA, 714 nt
Organism: Acanthosepion pharaonis
Lineage: Eukaryota; Metazoa; Mollusca; Cephalopoda; Sepiida; Sepiidae
Source: the annotation of a GenBank genome assembly
AUGAUCUCUCUCUCUUUCUCUACCCGUUUCCUCUUUCCCUUCUUUCCUCUUCUCCCUCUCCCUCCCUUUUCCUCUUCUCCCUCUCCCUCCCUUUUCCUCUUCUCCCUCUCCCUCUUCUCCCCCCUCUCCCUCUUCUCCCUCCUUUUCCUCUUCUCCCUCCCUUUUCCUCUUCUCCCUCCUUUUCCUCUUCUCCUCCUUUUCCUCUUCUCCCUCCCUUUUCCUCUUCUCCCUCCCUUUUCCUCUUCUCCCUCCCUUUUCCUCUUCUCCCUCCCUUUUCCUCUUCUCCCUCCUUUUCUCUUCUCCCUCCCUUUUCCUCUUCUCCUCCUUUUCCUCUUCUCCCUCCCCUUUUCCUCUUCUCCCUCCUUUUCCUCUUCUCCCUCCUUUUCCUCUUCUCCCUCUUUUCCUCUUCUCCCUCCUUUUCCUCUUCUCCCUCUCCCUCCUUUUCCUCUUCUCCCUCUCCCUCCUUUUCCUCUUCUCCCUCCCUUUUCCUCUUCUCCUCUCCCUCCCUUUUCCUCUUCUCCCUCCCUUUCCUCUUCUCCCUCUCCUCCCUUUUCCUCUUCUCCCUCCCUUUUCCUCUUCUCCUCCUUUUCCUCUUCUCCCUCUCCCUCCCUUUUCCUCUUCUCCCCUCCCUUUUCCUCUUCUCCCUCUUUUAUCUCCCUCUCCCCCUCUUUCCCUCCCUCUCUUCCUCUCCCCACCUGCUUUCCCCCCUCCUAA